Cavia porcellus (domestic guinea pig) is the source of this 5689-nucleotide messenger RNA. It is a transcript of the gene Brd4, whose product is annotated as bromodomain containing 4. Lineage: Eukaryota; Metazoa; Chordata; Mammalia; Rodentia; Caviidae. The record is from RefSeq and is a predicted model, not a curated record. Gene Ontology annotation, biological process: regulation of DNA-templated transcription; chromatin remodeling. Bases 180 to 4301 code for a protein of 1373 amino acids. The transcript is spliced from 20 exons. Gene Ontology annotation, cellular component: nucleus; chromatin.
GCGAGCGGGGCCUGUGAGCUCGGCGGAGCGGCGGGCGCGGCGGCCGGCGGAGUGGGCCCGGGCUCCGCGCAGGCAGCCCGCAGAGGGCGGCGGCGGGCGAGCGGCCGGCCGGCCGGCGGGGGCGGCCUGCGGCCUAGCGUCUCAGAGCGCCUGGUGAAGAAUGUGAUGGGAUCAUUAGCAUGUCUGCAGAGAGUGGCCCUGGGACGAGAUUGAGAAAUCUACCAGUAAUGGGGGAUGGACUAGAAACCUCCCAGAUGUCUACGACGCAGGCCCAGGCCCAGCCCCAGCCAGCCAACGCAGCCAGCACCAACCCCCCACCCCCAGAGACCUCCAAUCCCAACAAGCCCAAGAGACAGACCAACCAGCUGCAGUAUUUGCUCCGAGUGGUGCUCAAGACACUAUGGAAACACCAGUUUGCGUGGCCUUUCCAGCAGCCUGUGGACGCUGUCAAGCUAAACCUCCCUGAUUACUAUAAGAUCAUUAAAACACCUAUGGAUAUGGGAACAAUAAAGAAGCGCUUGGAAAACAACUAUUACUGGAAUGCUCAGGAAUGUAUCCAGGACUUCAACACUAUGUUUACAAAUUGUUACAUCUACAACAAGCCUGGAGAUGACAUCGUCUUAAUGGCAGAAGCGUUGGAGAAGCUCUUCUUACAGAAAAUCAAUGAACUUCCCACAGAAGAAACUGAGAUCAUGAUAGUCCAGGCAAAAGGAAGAGGACGAGGGAGAAAAGAAGCAGGGACAGCAAAGCCUGGUGUAUCCACGGUACCAAAUACAACUCAAGCGUCAACUCCUCCGCAGACCCAGACUGCUCAGCAGAACCCUCCAGCUGUUCAGGCCGCGCCUCACCCCUUCCCCGUCACCCCAGACCUCAUCGUGCAGACUCCUGUCAUGACGGUGGUGCCUCCCCAGCCAUUGCAGACUCCCCCACCAGUGCCCUCCCAGCCACCACCCCCACCUGCGCCUGCCCCUCAGCCCGUCCAGAGCCACCCACCCAUCAUCACCGCCGCCCCGCAGCCUGUGAAGACAAAGAAGGGGGUGAAGAGGAAAGCAGACACCACCACCCCCACAACCAUUGACUCCAUUCACGAGCCGCCCUCACUGGCCCCGGAGCCGAAGACCACCAAGCUGGGGCCCCCCCGGCGGGAAAGCACCCGGCCUGUGAAGCCCCCAAAGAAGGAUGUGCCCGACUCCCAGCAGCACCCGGCGCCCGAGAAGAGCAGCAAGAUCUCAGAGCAGCUCAAGUGCUGCAGCGGCAUCCUCAAGGAGAUGUUUGCCAAGAAGCACGCUGCCUACGCCUGGCCAUUUUACAAGCCCGUGGACGUGGAGGCCCUGGGCCUGCAUGACUACUGUGACAUCAUCAAGCACCCCAUGGACAUGAGCACAAUCAAGUCUAAACUAGAGUCCCGUGAGUACCGAGAUGCUCAGGAAUUUGGUGCUGAUGUCCGACUGAUGUUCUCCAACUGUUACAAGUAUAAUCCUCCUGACCAUGAGGUAGUAGCCAUGGCCCGAAAGCUCCAGGAUGUAUUCGAGAUGCGUUUUGCCAAGAUGCCAGACGAACCUGAGGAGCCAGUGGUGGCCGUGUCCUCCCCAGUGGUGCCGCCUCCCACCAAAGUGGUACCCCCCGCCUCCUCCAGUGACAGCAGCAGUGACAGUUCUUCGGACAGUGACAGCUCCACUGAUGAUUCUGAGGAGGAGCGAGCCCAGCGGCUAGCAGAGCUCCAGGAGCAGCUCAAAGCCGUGCAUGAGCAGCUCGCAGCCCUCUCGCAGCCGCAGCAGAACAAACCAAAGAAAAAGGAAAAAGAUAAGAAAGAAAAGAAAAAAGAAAAGCACAAAAAGAAAGAGGAAGUGGAGGAGAAUAAGAAAAGUAAAGCCAAGGAACUUCCUCCCAAGAAGACAAAGAAAAACAACAGUAACAGCAACGUGAGCAAGAAGGAGCCAGCACCCAUGAAGAGCAAGCCUCCUCCCACGUACGAGUCGGAGGAAGAGGACAAAUGCAAGCCCAUGUCAUACGAGGAGAAGCGGCAGCUCAGCCUCGACAUCAACAAGCUUCCUGGGGAGAAGCUGGGCCGCGUGGUGCACAUCAUCCAGUCCCGGGAGCCCUCGCUCAAGAAUUCCAACCCCGACGAGAUUGAGAUCGACUUUGAGACCCUGAAGCCAUCCACGCUACGUGAGCUGGAGCGCUAUGUCACCUCUUGUUUGCGGAAGAAAAGAAAACCCCAAGCCGAAAAGGUGGAUGUGAUCGCCGGCUCCUCUAAGAUGAAAGGCUUCUCCUCCUCCGAGUCAGAGAGCACCAGCGAGUCCAGCUCCUCCGACAGCGAAGAUUCGGAAACAGAGAUGGCUCCGAAGUCAAAAAAGAAGGGGCACCCUGGGAGGGAUCAGAAGAAGCACCAUCACCACCACCACCAGCAGAUGCAACCGGCCCCGGCUCCUGUUCCGCAGCAGCCACCUCCACCUCCUCAGCAGCCUCCGCCACCCCCGCCGCCACCACCGCAACAGCAGCAGCCGCCACAGCAGCCGCCACCACAGCCCCUACCCCCACCGCCACCGUCCUCCAUGCCACAGCAAGCAGCCCCGGCACUGAAGUCCUCGCCCCCACCCUUCAUCACUGCCCAGGUGCCCGUCCUGGAGCCCCAGCUCCCGGGCAGCGUCUUUGACCCCAUCGGCCACUUCACCCAGCCCAUCCUGCACCUGCAGCAGCCAGAGCUGCCCCCUCACCUGCCUCAGCCACCUGAGCACAGCACUCCGCCCCAUCUCAGCCAGCACACCGUGGUCUCUCCUCCAGCUUUGCACAACGCGCUGCCCCAGCAGCCAUCUCGGCCCAGCAACCGAGCAGCCGCCCUGCCCCCCAAACCUGCCCGGCCCCCAGCUGUGUCCCCUGCCCUGGCUCAGCCACCCCUUCUCCCGCAGCCCCCCAUGGCUCAACCCCCCCAGGUGUUGCUAGAGGAUGAAGAGCCCCCCGCCCCACCCCUCACCUCCAUGCAGAUGCAGCUGUACCUGCAGCAGCUGCAAAAGGUGCAGCCUCCCACGCCACUACUCCCUUCCGUGAAGGUGCAGUCCCAGCCCCCACCCCCCCUACCGCCUCCACCUCACCCCUCUGUGCAGCAGCAGCUCCAACAGCAGCCCCCACCACCCCCACCGCCCCAAUCCCAGCCACCACCCCAGCAGCAACACCAGCCCCCGCCUCGACCGGUGCACCUGCAGCCCAUGCAGUUCUCCACGCACAUUCAGCAACCCCCGCCACCGCCGGGCCAGCAGCCCCCACACCCACCCCCGGGCCAGCAGCCACCCCCGCCACAGCCCGCCAAGCCUCAGCAGGUCAUCCAGCAUCACCCCUCGCCCCGGCACCACAAGUCAGACCCCUACUCGGCAGGUCACCUCCGUGAAGCCCCCUCCCCGCUUAUGAUACAUUCCCCCCAGAUGCCACCGUUCCAGAGCCUGACACACCAGUCUCCACCCCAGCAAAAUGUCCAGCCCAAGAAGCAGGAGCUACGCCCGCCCUCGGUGGUCCAGCCCCAGCCCCUGGUGGUGGUGAAGGAGGAGAAGAUUCACUCACCCAUCAUCCGCAGUGAGCCCUUCAGCCCCUCCCUGCGGCCGGAGCCCCCCAAGCACGCUGAGAGCAUCAAGGCCCCAGUCCACCUGCCCCAGCGACCUGAGAUGAAGCCUGUGGACGUAGGGAGGCCUGUUAUUCGGCCCCCCGAGCAGAAUGCACCCCCUCCAGGGACCCCUGACAAGGACAAACAGAAGCAGGAACCGAAGACACCAGUGGCACCCAAAAAGGACCUAAAAAUCAAGAACAUGGGCUCCUGGGCCAGCCUGGUGCAGAAGCAUCCGACCACCCCGUCCUCCACAGCCAAGUCCUCUAGUGACAGCUUCGAGCAGUUCCGCCGGGCAGCCCGGGAGAAGGAGGAGCGGGAGAAGGCCCUGAAGGCUCAGGCCGAGCAUGCCGAGAAGGAGAAGGAGCGGCUGCGGCAAGAGCGCAUGAGGAGCCGAGAAGACGAGGACGCGCUGGAGCAGGCAAGGCGGGCCCAUGAGGAGGCACGCCGGCGCCAGGAGCAGCAGCAGCAGCAGCAGCGCCAGGAGCAGCAGCAGCAGCAACAGCAGCAGCAGCAGGCGGCCGCAGUGGCUGCGGCUGCCACGCCCCAGGCCCAGGGCUCCCAGCCCCAGUCCAUGCUGGACCAACAGAGGGACUUGGCCCGGAAGCGGGAACAGGAGCGGAGGCGCCGGGAGGCGAUGGCAGCUACGAUCGAUAUGAAUUUCCAGAGCGAUCUGUUGUCAAUAUUUGAAGAAAAUCUUUUCUGAGAGCACCGAGGUGACUUCUGACUGAUUUUCUGGCAAAACAUUGACUCUCCAUAGUGUUAAGGCGGCGGUGGAGGCGGUGGCAGCGGCCAGGUGUCCCUGGGCCUGGCCCUCCUGCAUGCUGUGCCCGGAGCAGGCCUGACGGGCAGCUGAGGGUCACAGAGCCCACCUGCCUUACGGACAGCCUGCUGCUGCCGCUCCGUACGGACGUCGGCUCAGCGCGCCUCGGCCCCAGCGAGUGCAGGCGGGCCCUCUCCCGCCAAAUGUCUGCGCAGUAUACACAGGACAUUGUUGCUGCUGCCCCUUGACUGGUUUGCUGCCCCUGAGAACGUGACGUCAUGACGCCUGCCCAUUGGGAGUCUCUGCACCCCAGCCUCACUCCUGCUCUCGGAGGCCAAGGCAGGCGCGUGUGGGCUGGAACGCGGGCACUGGCGUCCCUGCUGGCACUGACUUUGCCUUGAACAGACCCCUCCCCCACAAGCCUUUAAUCGAGAGCCGCUCUCUGUAAGUGUUCGCUUGUGCAAAAGGGAAUAGUGCCGUGGAGGUGUGUGUGUGUCCAUGGCAGCGCGGACCGAGGUGACCGUCCAUGUGUGGGCGGGCCUUGCCUGGGGUGAGGCCACCAACCAAAGUCAGUCCCUUCCCGCCUGUGUUUCUGUUUUUUUCUAUAUAUAUAUAUUUUUUGUUGUUGAAUUCUAUUUUAUUUUUAAUCCUCUCUUCUCCAGACACAAUGGCACUGCUUAUUUCCGAAAAGGUGUGAUCGUCUCAUGGUGCAGCGGCCCCACCGCGCUGUGGGUAGUGUGUGACCGUGGCUGUACUGUAUAGUGAACAUAGCUGGCAUCUUCCAAGUUUGUUGGUGACUCCACCAAACUGGUGUAAAAACAAAAUUUUUUUUUCCAAAAAAUUCCACCAAAAAAGAUCAAAACAAAAAUCCAACCACCUAUAUUUUACUCACACUUCAAACUCCAUUAAGUCUGUUUUUAAUUAUAAGUCCUGAAGGCUGCAACUUCUUUUCCUUUCCCUCAAUGCCCAUUUGUUGGCUUUUCUUUGUUUUUUAAUGUAAAGUCUUGUUUUUUUACCAAGAAAAGAAGGGCCUGGGGACAGGUAGCCCCAGGUGGUGAUGGGAUGCUGGAGGCUGCGGGCAGACUGGCCUGCCCAGGCCCAGCGCAGCCAGCCAGCCGCCGCUUCCCAGGCCACCUUGGUUGUGUUGUGUUUUGCUUUUAACUAAUGGAGCCCUUGGUGAGCUUACGUGUGCCAUGAGAACCCACUCUACACCACAACGCUGGUGCCGCGGUGUUGGCCAAACCCGGAGUCACUGACUGGCUUGACUUUCAUACGGUGAAUAUGCAUUUGGUCUGUACUGAUCAUGGAAUAAACACAUCUCUCUUUUUUAA